Messenger RNA from Tilletiopsis washingtonensis, 1036 nucleotides. RefSeq lists its product as hypothetical. Lineage: Eukaryota; Fungi; Basidiomycota; Exobasidiomycetes; Entylomatales. The transcript is spliced from 3 exons. Bases 1 to 840 code for a protein of 279 amino acids. The record is from RefSeq and is a predicted model, not a curated record.
AUGGCACCCACGUACGACCCCAACGACUCCGGCCUGCUCCUCGUCUUCAGCGACCCCGGCGCCGACGCCACGCUCGACGAGUUCCACGACUGGUACGACAACGAGCAUGUGCCGCUGCGCACAAAGGCCUUCGACACGUUCACCUCGGCCGCGCGCUACCAGGUUGCCUCGUCCGUCGCCUCCAGCACCACCGCCGCGCCGAGCCCCGUCUUCUCCGCCGGCUGGGGCGCGCUCUACACCAUCUCCACCGCCGCCACGUUCGACGACCCCAAGUACACGUCGCUGCGCACGCAGCGCUCGCCGCGCGAGGCUGAGCUGCUGGCACGCGUCGCCACGCUCGACCGCCGCAUCUACCGCUGCGUGUACGACUCGGCCGCGCCGCAGCCGCGCGACACGAGCGCCAGCGGCGCGCCGGCGCCCGUGCGCACCGCGCCGCUGCCCGCCGCCGAGGCGUCGCCGUGCGUCGUGUGCACGAGCGUCACGCCCGCCGACGGCUGCAAGGCCGAGUACGACACGUGGUACGUCGAGGAGCACGCGCCGCUGCUCGCAAAGGUGCCCGGCUGGCGCCGCAGCCGCCGCUACGAGCUCGUCGACGCGCUCAUCGUCGGCAAGCAGGCGCGCCCCGCCAACGCCGACGGCGCAGAGGUGCCCUUCUGCCUGGCGCUCAACGAGUGGGACUCGCCGGCCUUCCAGGAGACGGCCGAGUUCAAGCACCUCAUGAACACGGAGUGGCGCAACAAGGUCAACGACCCCUCGCGCAUCGUGCGCCGGGAACGGCGGGUCAUGGAGCUGUACCGUGCGUGGGAGUGCGAGGCGGCGGUGGCCGCGACGAAGCAGUAAGGGGCAGCCGGGGCGGGAAUAGAUUGCUACUUGCUACGACGAAUAGCUGGAGACGUCUCUUAGAGGAACAGGAGUGCUUGGGUGCGCGCGGCCUCGAGCGAUGGCGGCUCGCCGUGCUCAGCCUGCUUCGUUGAUGGCACAGCAGGCGAAGCUGCUCGCGUGUCGCAGUCCCAGUCAGAGUCAAUGGAGGCCUUCU